Messenger RNA from Tauraco erythrolophus (red-crested turaco), 1722 nucleotides. The record is from RefSeq and is a predicted model, not a curated record. Lineage: Eukaryota; Metazoa; Chordata; Aves; Musophagiformes; Musophagidae.
GAUCAGGCGGUGUCGGCCGCUCAUACCUUCUUCGUCGCGAAUCCCCAGCACCUCCAGAUGCGGGAGGACAUCGAGAAGUACCGGCGGAUGUCAGGGGUGAAGUCGGACAACUUUCGGGACCUGGAGGCCAUGCCGCACUGGGAAGCAUAUGAGGCUGGGGUGCAGCACUACGACGCGGACGAGUACCUGCAGGCUGUGGCCAGGCUGGAGGAGUCGCUCACAGAGGCGCUGUCAGCGCUGGAGGAGUGUCGUGCCCUGUGUGAAGGGCCUUGGGAGGAUGAGGAUGAGGAGGAGGAGGAGGAGAUGCAACCUGGCCUGUACGAAGCCAUUGCAGCCCAUUACAUUCAGGUUUUGAAGUGCAGACAGCAGUGCGUCCUUGAAAUUGCCACAAAGCCGGGGCGGAUUUCUGCCACGGAAGAUUUCAUACCCUCUCAUCUUGAUUUACUGCAGUUUGCCUACGAUCAAGUUGGGAACCAGGCACUGGCUGCCGAAUGCGCUGCUUCCUACUUGCUCUUCUAUCCCACCGAUGAGCCAAUGUUGGAGAAACUGGAACAGUAUCGCACAGAACUGGGAGAGGAUACAGCCGUGACAGCCAGAGAGAGUAUUCAACAUUAUGUGCAGAGAUCUUUGAUGGAGAAGAAGUUGAUUUAUUAUGCAGUGGAGCAUCUAGGAGGAACUUUUAACGACCCUGAUCUUUGGACUCCAGAUGAGCUGAUUCCUGAAAACCUAAAGGAGAAACACAGAGAGGAUCAGGAGAAGCAAAAGCAGGAAACUCUGGAUGUGGAAGAGAGGGAGAAGAGGGGUCCUUUGCCUUUUGAGGGUAUCACUGUCACGAUGGAUUCCCACCAGCUGAAUGGGACCCAGAGGGUUGUGUUCGACAGAGUGCUGACGGAGUCUGAGUGUAAGGACCUUCUUCGGCUGACAAAGGCAGCAGCAGAAGCAGGAGAUGGCUACCGGGCAAGACGGUCCCCUCACACCCCACACGAGAGAUUCGAAGGGUUGACUGUUUUGAAGGCCACGCAGAUGGCCCAGAAUGGGGACGUGGACUGGAGAGAUGCCAAAUUGCUUCUGCAGGCCAGUGAGAAAUCGCGGAAAAUCGUAGAGUCCUAUUUCACUCCUGGAAAGAAACUCCAUUUCUCAUUCACACACCUUGUGUGCCGCACGGCCGUAGACGAGGAACAGGAAGGUCGCAUGGAUCUGAGUCAUCCUGUCCACGCUGAUAAUUGUCUCUUGGAUCCCGAGGGGCAAGAGUGCUGGAGAGAACCGCCUGCCUACGUGCACAGGGAUUACAGUGGCAUUCUCUACCUCAACGAUGACUUCCAAGGUGGGGGCCUUUUCUUCACUGAAAUGGACACUGUGACUGUCACAGCUGAGGUGCAUCCUAAGUGUGGGAGGCUGGUAGCCUUCAGCUCUGGCAAGGAGAACCCCCACGGCGUGUGGGCAGUGAGCCGCGGAAGGCGCUGUGCCGUUGCUCUCUGGUACACACACUCACGGCAGCAUGCUGAGCAGGAACGGGCGAAAGCAGAGGAGCUGAUGGAGCAGAGGGCCGCGGAGCAGGACCGGCCCCGUGGAGAAGAACGUCAGGGAGCUAAUCGCAGUGGCAGAUCCUCCUCAGAGCCUCCCGUUCCCAACAGCGGCGCCAGGCCAGCGAGCCGGAGGCACGAGCCUGGCACGGACAGGACGCAGCACGCCGAGGAGCUGCGGGUCAGAGAUGAGUUCUGA